CAAAAGUGCACUUUUGAAGACCACAAAAAGAGACUUUUAAAGUAAAAAUUUUAAAAAAUCACACAAAAAUAAGGAUCGUCGAAUUCGGUCACAUAAGUAAUUAUCAAGUGAAAAUUUUGCAAAAAAUGUGGUGGAAAUAUUUAAUUUUAACGUUUCUUGUUCUGCAAAUUAAAGGUUUGGUAGAUGGAGCAUUUCAUUAUCCGAUAGAUAAAGAAAGAGAAGAGUGGGGUACACUAUGCAGCAAUGGAACCGAACAAUCACCUAUAACUCUAAAUAAAUUUGAAGCUAUAAUGGCCCAUUAUUCAGAAAUUAAGCUCUCCAAUUACGACAAAGACAUCAAAGCAGACAUUCAAAAUAAUGGACACACACUUCAAGUGACCUUCGACAAGGAUGAUGAUCUGAAAAUCAGCGGAGGAGGUCUGGAAGGGUUCUACGUCUUGGAUCAGAUGCAUUUUCAUUGGGGAGGAUCUGAACACAAAUUUGGCACAAUAAGACAUGCUGUAGAACUGCACUUUGUACACCAUGCAGCUCAGUACAAAAGUAUUGCCGAAGCCAAAAAGGAAAAAUUUGGAUUGGCUGUCCUCGCAGUUUUGUUCCAUAUAUCAGAUGAAGAUAAUGAAGCGUUGGAUAUUAUAUUGGAUUCCGCAAAGAAAGUUCUAAACAAUCCGGAUUCAUCUCAACAUCCACUUGAAAAAGAAAUAAAUUUGUCACAUUUUCUGCCACAGAAUAGAUAUAAUUUCUAUAGAUACGAAGGUUCUCUGACGACACCAACGUGCGACGAAGUUGUUUUGUGGACUGUAUUCGAACACAGCCUGCCAAUAUCUGAUGAACAGCUGAAAAUUUUUCAAAAAACUCACACUACUGGCGACUCUUAUCUGAAGAAAAAUUAUCGUGCAACAAAGCCACUGGGAGAUAGAAUGCUGAAAUAUAACGAUGUCGAAAUCACUAGUAGUGCACCAAUAUUUGGAGUUUCAAAACUAUUAUUGUCGACUGCAUUUGUGGCACGAAGCUUUUUUAAUAUAAGUUUUUGAAGCAAUCGUAAUUAUUCACUUUCAGUUCAAAAUUCAGUACCAGAAACUAAAUCUGCACUGUUGAAUACAUCAAUCUGAUAUUGAAUUUGAAGCUGAAAAACGUUCGAUAUCUGUUUUCAUCAUUUGAUCACAUACUUCAUCAUUUGAUAUUUAGAAAAGAACAAAAAAAUUGUGAUAGAUUAUUCGCUUUCACGUGAGAUAAAAAUGU
This is a messenger RNA of Ctenocephalides felis (cat flea), 1239 nucleotides long. Its product is annotated as putative carbonic anhydrase 3. Bases 126 to 1031 code for a protein of 301 amino acids. Gene Ontology annotation, cellular component: cytoplasm. The record is from RefSeq and is a predicted model, not a curated record. Gene Ontology annotation, molecular function: carbonate dehydratase activity; zinc ion binding. The transcript has 7 exons. NCBI's taxonomy places the organism in Eukaryota, Metazoa, Arthropoda, Insecta, Siphonaptera, Pulicidae.